Molecule: messenger RNA, 2135 nt
Organism: Cicer arietinum (chickpea)
Lineage: Eukaryota; Viridiplantae; Streptophyta; Magnoliopsida; Fabales; Fabaceae
Product: protein HOTHEAD-like
Molecular function (GO): oxidoreductase activity, acting on CH-OH group of donors; flavin adenine dinucleotide binding
Source: RefSeq, a predicted model, not a curated record
GUACACACAAAACAAGACCAACCAGAAGUAGACACUUAUUGGUUUAGGAAGAAUCAAAAGUUCUUGAGUGAGUGAGUGCUUUUUCUGGCCUCUGUUAGAUUCCAUGGCUUCAGUUGGUGCAGUCAAAUUCUUGUUAUGCUUAUUAGUAGUUCUAUGGCUCUUCAAUUUUCUACCUCCUUGUCAAGGUAAAGAGAAUUGGUAUGAAAAACACUACUCUUUCAUAAAAAAAGCAAGUUCAUUUUCAUCAUCAUCAAUUUCAACAACAACACUAAACAAAGCUUAUGACUACAUAAUAGUUGGAGGAGGAACUGCAGGGUGUCCUUUAGCUGCAACACUAUCACAAAACUUCACAGUUUUGCUUCUUGAAAGAGGAAGUGUUCCUUUCACUAAUCCAAAUGUUACAUUUCUUGAGAAUUUUCACAUUACCUUGGCAGACACUUCACCUACUUCAGCUUCUCAAUACUUUGUUUCAACCGAUGGUGUUUUUAAUGCAAGAGGUAGAGUUUUGGGUGGUGGUAGUUCUAUCAAUGCUGGUUUCUAUACUAGAGCAAGUUCAAGGUUUAUAUACAAGGCAGGGUGGGAUGCGAAACUAGUAAAUGAAUCAUACCCUUGGGUUGAGAAGCAAAUUGUUCAUCGUCCAAAGUUUUCAGCUUUUCAAAGAGCAGUAAGAGACAGCCUUAUAGACUCUGGAGUCUCUCCUUAUAAUGGUUUCACCUAUGAUCAUAUCUAUGGAACAAAGGUUGGUGGAACCAUUUUCGACAGAUUCGGUCGCCGCCAUUCAGCUGCUGAACUUCUUGCUUCUGGAAACACUGAUAAACUUACUGUUUUGGUCCAUGCCACUGUCCAAAAUAUUGUUUUUGAUACAACAGGUAAAACACCAAAAGCUGUAGGGGUGAUUUUUAAGGAUGAAAAUGGGAAACAGCACGAGGCAAUGCUGGAAAAUGAUAGGCAUAGUGAAGUGAUAUUGUCUAGUGGGGCAAUUGGGACUCCUCAAAUGCUAUUGCUAAGUGGAAUUGGGCCUAAAGAUGAACUCCAAAAAUUGAACAUCUCAGUGGUCCUUGACAACCCUUUUGUUGGGAAAGGAAUGGUAGAUAAUCCAAUGAACACAGUUUUUGUUCCUUCUAAUAGGCCUGUUUAUCAUUCACUCAUUGAAACUGUUGGCAUCACUAAGAAAGGUGUGUACAUUGAGGCUAGCAGUGGGUUUAGUCAGUCUAAUAGCAGCAUUCACUGUCAUCAUGGGAUCAUGUCAGCUGAGAUUGGACAACUUUCCACAAUUCCUCCAAAGCAAAGAUCAAUAGAAGCUAUCAAAGAUUAUGUGAAGAACAAGCGAGAUGUACCGGUCGAAGCAUUCAAGGGAGGCUUUGUCUUGUCAAAAGUUGCAAGUGCUUGGUCAGUAGGUGAGCUUAAGUUGAACAAUACCAAUGUGGAUGAAAACCCUAAUGUUACCUUCAACUACUUCAGUCAUCCAUAUGAUCUUCAACGCUGCGUCGAGGGAAUCAGAUUGGCAAUUAAAGUAGUCCAAUCAAAACACUUCACAAACUACACAUUGUGUAACAAACAAACCACUGAGAAACUUCUCAACCUUACUGUGAAGGCUAAUGUCAACUUCAUACCUAAGCAUGCCAAUGACACAGCAUCCCUUGAGCAAUUCUGCAGAGAUACUGUCAUCACAAUUUGGCAUUAUCAUGGUGGAUGCCAUGUAGGGAAGGUAGUUAGCCCUGAUCUUAAGGUUCUUGAUGUUGACAGACUUCGAGUUGUCGAUGGCUCAACAUUUGAUGAGUCACCAGGAACAAAUCCUCAAGCCACUGUGAUGAUGAUGGGAAGGUACAUGGGAGUGAAGAUUUUGAGAGAUAGGUUGGGGAGACUGGCUGGUAUAUAAGGAGGAAUAUGCUGUGUGAAGAUCACUUCAAGUCUUAAAAAGACAAACAAAAGUGUGUAGUAUGAAGAUAAAAGAAACUAUUGCACAUCAUAAACAAAAAACAAUUGGAUGUAGGAUUGGAAAUGCAUAUGUAGUUUAUUUGUUGUAAUUUCUAGAAAUCAGUGAUUAUUAGCAAUCAAGAAAGUCUUAGCCUUAAAAAUUACUUUAGUGGCUUAUUUUAACUUUUAUUUCAAGGGAAAAGGAAUAGUCAUUUUUA